Molecule: messenger RNA, 852 nt
Organism: Colletotrichum gloeosporioides
Lineage: Eukaryota; Fungi; Ascomycota; Sordariomycetes; Glomerellales; Glomerellaceae
Exons: 2
Coding region: 1-852 (283 amino acids)
Molecular function (GO): protein binding
Source: RefSeq, a predicted model, not a curated record
AUGUCUCUCAAGCGCAAACGAACCAUGGAAGAUAUCUUCCAGUCCAGACAAAUCACUUUCGUGAUUGGCAAGGAGAAGAAGGAGUACUCCAUUCACGAGUCGGCCUUCAGCCUCCUGUCCCGACCCCUCGAGGCGCUAUUGACGGGAGGUAUGCAAGAGUCUCAGAAUGCCAAGGUCAUCUGGGGAGAGGUUGAAGAUGAUGUUUUCCUCGCCCUCGUCGAAUUUGCGUACCAGGGCUCGUACCCAAUCCCAUCACUUCGCAAAGUUAUUCGACAAAAGCCUUCCUCCGACAGCAGUACUUGUGAGGGCCUCAGCAACGAUAACUCACAGGGUGACGCCAAGAACGGACCAGACAACCAGACAUUUCUAUCAAUCAACUCUUGGAUGUCAGAGGCUGUUGACCGAUGGGUCCCGAAGUACAUUUUUUGCAAUUACAGCUUCAACCAAGGCCAGCCUCCGCGAAAGCCAAAGUCGACUUCCACGUGGGCAACCGAAAUGAAGAUGAGCAAUCAUACUGGCUAUACCGAAGUCUUCAUGCUGCACGCACGACUCUAUGUUCUCGCCGAUACAUACGCGAUCGACAAACUCCGAGAGCUUUGUCUCCGGAGACUCCGCAUCAGCUUUCUCAACGUCACUCCGAACGCAGAGCUGCUCGAAACCUUGCAUGACUUGAUCUUUUACGCUUUCGAAAAUCCCACAGCUUCAGAUGAAUUUCGCGAGCUGUUGCUUCAUUUUUGUAUCGCCCAGAUGGUGUGGCUCAAAAAUAAUGGCUUUCUGGAGCGGAUGAGAGAGGAGCUUCCCGAAUUUCUGGCCGACUUGGCUGUUGAGAUUCCAUUCAAUUGCUGGGAGUGA